Messenger RNA from Oncorhynchus kisutch (coho salmon), 2190 nucleotides. Its product is annotated as CCR4-NOT transcription complex subunit 9. Bases 562 to 1455 code for a protein of 297 amino acids. Gene Ontology annotation, cellular component: CCR4-NOT complex. NCBI's taxonomy places the organism in Eukaryota, Metazoa, Chordata, Actinopteri, Salmoniformes, Salmonidae. Gene Ontology annotation, biological process: mRNA catabolic process. The record is from RefSeq and is a predicted model, not a curated record. The transcript is spliced from 8 exons.
AUUGACACCAAAGAUGGUGAACAAAAUGAAGAUAGUUCACUCAUGCCGUUAAGCAUCGCAAAAUAUGAUCAGUUCCGGUUUACUUAACAGGGUGUGUCUACCAUAGACACCAAUGCAAUAGCAGCUGGGUUCUGACUUUUAUUGAACCAGAAAACCCCCCAGAAAGAAACAGCGAGUCGGGGGUCUCGCUUCCUUUUCCGUCUCUGAUUCAACAAAUUAAAUGCAUAACUGUCUUACUAGCUUCCUAUCGGUAUCGACCUACGAUGUAAACUAAGGUUUAUAUUUUGUUUAAAGAUAAUAGCUAUGUUGCUUGUGUUAUAGCGUUAGACAGCUAUAAAGCAGAUCUCCUUCUCAAACAGAAGUUCGCAGCAUGUUGGAAUAAUAAACGCGCGGGUAAAGGUUUAAACGUAGUUCCAGUUCCGAUGUGACCAUUGUAGCAAACUAAGACCAAAUAUAUUCUGCUAAAACUAAGCUAGCUAGCUAGGUAACUAGUUGUAGUUUUAGUUUUAUUUGUAGCUAGCUCAACAGCUUACGGGAGAUCAUAUCCAGACGCUUCAGACAAUGCUGGCUACAGGCGCAGCUGCAACCACAGCCUUGGUUCAGGUGGAUCGGGAAAAGAUCUACCAGUGGAUCAACGAGCUGUCUACCCCCGAGACCAGGGAGAAUGCCCUCCUGGAGCUCAGCAAGAAGAGGGAGUCUGUCCCUGACCUUGCACCCAUGCUAUGGCACUCUUGUGGAACCAUUGCUGCCCUCCUGCAGGAAAUUGUGAACAUCUACCCCUCCAUAAACCCACCAACUCUGACAGCCCACCAAUCCAACAGAGUAUGCAAUGCCCUCGCGCUCUUACAGUGUGUCGCCUCCCAUCCAGAGACUCGGUCUGCAUUUUUGGCAGCACACAUUCCUCUCUUCCUCUACCCCUUCCUGCAUACUGUGAGCAAGACACGCCCAUUUGAGUACCUGCGCCUCACCAGCUUAGGAGUCAUAGGUGCUCUGGUCAAAACAGACGAACAGGAGGUGAUCAAUUUCCUGCUCACCACAGAGAUCAUCCCUCUAUGCCUGCGCAUCAUGGAGUCAGGCAGCGAACUCUCCAAAACGGUUGCUACUUUCAUACUCCAAAAAAUUCUGCUGGACGACACCGGGCUGGCAUACAUAUGCCAGACCUAUGAACGCUUCUCUCACGUGGCAAUGAUUCUUGGGAAAAUGGUGCUGCAGCUUUCGAAGGAACCAUCUGCACGUCUGCUGAAACAUGUUGUACGCUGCUACCUUCGCCUCUCUGAUAAUCCAAGAGCGCGAGAAGCACUGCGCCAGUGCCUGCCUGACCAGUUGAAGGAUGCCACAUUCGCCCAGGUGCUAAAGGACGACACCACCACCAAGCGCUGGCUGGCCCAGCUGGUCAAGAACCUGCAGGAGGGCCCGGUGACGGACGGCCGAGGCAUCCCCCUGACCGCACAGUAACCUCAUCAACCCCUUUGACACUACCUGAGGAACAGUACCUUGUUGGCAGAGCCACAGAAGAAAAACAUGAUUAGUACUAAUUUUAAAGUACCCGUGUUAAUAUUUAAGAGUAAAUGUUCUAUAAGAGGUGCAGGUACUCAAAAGAGUAGAAAAUAAUAGGCUCUGGUACUCUGUAGUGGUGUGCGCCUGUCCAAUUUAACCACUGUCCAAGACCAGGAGAAAAUGAUACUGUGUAGAACCAUAAACUCUGUGGCUCACUUGUUGUUGCCGCUCACCUGGCAUUCUCCCUGAGACGUUCUCACAAUGCUUCCUCAAUGCUUAUGGAGGUGUUUGCGUAACAUUUCAACAGGGUUGAACAUUGACUUCAUCAAAAAGGAAAUCAACAUUGGUCUGGUGUUUCCCACUGUUUUUGUUCUGUCCUGAACCAAAACCACUACAGGCAUUUUCUAAGUGUUUUUUUAAAUAUUUGUAUAUAUGUUUUCUUUUAACCAUCUAGAGCAGGGUUCCCUGAAUUUGGCCCACGGGAGAUUUUAUUUGUCCCAAAAAUGUGUGAUUUUAAUGCAUUUUCUUUUUACUGUUGUACAUAAGACUGUAAAAACACCAGUAAAUCAGCUUUAAGUGAAUUGGGAAAUCUGUUCCAAAGUAUUCCCAUGUAUAAUAGAGAUACUGUAUGUGAUGGUAUACAAAUGCAAACAAGGUUUUUAAUAAAUAUUAUAUCUGUUUGGGCUUCUUGCA